This is a messenger RNA of Dermatophagoides farinae (American house dust mite), 1441 nucleotides long. Its product is annotated as motile sperm domain-containing protein 2. NCBI's taxonomy places the organism in Eukaryota, Metazoa, Arthropoda, Arachnida, Sarcoptiformes, Pyroglyphidae. Gene Ontology annotation, cellular component: endomembrane system; endoplasmic reticulum-endosome membrane contact site. The record is from RefSeq and is a predicted model, not a curated record.
UGUUCUAUAUUAUUAUUGUUUAUUUCAAUCAAUUUUCUUUUAUCAUUCAAAUAAAUCGUGCUACAGACCUUGAAUCAUUUUACAUUUAUUUAGGUUGUUAGGUUGAUUGAUAAUCAUCUGUGUUUAGAUUAGAUCAUUGUCAUUGCCAAUAAAAUUUUGUUUUUCCCACUUUAAAUCUAUUUUAGUUUAUCUAAUAUAAAGAUUGUAAAUCUCGUGUUUGUUGUACAGAUUUUCAGAUGUACCCUAAAAUAGGGCACAACUACCGAAACGAAGAUAUUUUUUUCCUUAAAGUAAUAACUAUUUAAAAUAAGACUAUUUAUCGACAUUCUUUAUUGUAAGACACACGUCUUAUUGUCGCGUUUUAAUGUGUAUUUUUUUUUCAAUUAAAAUCGUGUUGGAAAAGUUGAUCCACAUCAUUCAUUCAUUUGGCAACGCUAUUAACGGUAUCAAUUUGUUAUUUGUGAAAUAGUUUAUUUGUUUUAUCAAUCAGCAAAACUUGAAAUAAAAAAAAAAUGCCAUUACCACCACCAAGUGAAGCAAUAUUGAAAAAAAUUGAACGUCUUCGUGCUCGAUUCGAAAAAGAAUUGGAAACAAACAGUCAUCUUUACCAUCCUAUUGAUAUUGAACGUGUACGUACUGAAGAAUGGCAAGUGGAACGUUUUGCUGCCGAUGAUAUUUAUGAAUUGGAUAACGAUGAUGGCCCGUUUAAAGCAAUGUGUGAAGCAUUACAAUGGAAAAAAACAUUAAAUGUACAUGAACGAACCGAAAAAUCAUUUCCAAAAGAAUUUUAUGAAUUAAUUGAAGUAGAAAUCAAUGGUCGUGAUAAUGAAGGUCAUCUAAUUCAAUGGGAAGCAACACGUAAUCAACGAAAAUUUAAAGAAUUAGAAGUGCUUACAAGAGAAUUUAUGGCAUUCAGUUUGGAACGAUUAGAUCGUGCUGCCGGACGUGAUGGUUUUGUCUAUGUAACCGAUAAUGGCGGUGCCGGUUUGGCCAAUGUCGAUAUGGAUAUGAAUAAAUUCAAAAUCUCAGCAAUCGAACAUUAUCCGGGUGGUAUGCGAAAAAUGUAUGUAGUUGAUUUGCCAUGGCUUUUGAAUGGUAUCAUGUCAAUGAUAUUGGCAUUUAUGAGUCCAAGACUUCGUGCUUUGGUUCAUUAUUGCAAGAAAACUGAUUUGCCUAAAUUCAUGGAUGUUAAACAUAUUUCAUUACGAUUGAAUGGUACACGUGAUAAACAUGCCUAUCCAUCCGAUACACGUCGAUUGGAAGAGAUGACCGAAUUAGGAUUGGAUGAAAAAUUUCUUGAUUCUUUUUACAAAACAUACAAACUAAAACGUACAAUGGCUAAAUGAUCGAAUUUCGCGCAUAUCAACCGCAUACAUCAACACGUGGUCCACUAACAAUUACCUGACCAUUAACACACAAAAAACACAAAUUCUACACUUCC